Molecule: messenger RNA, 1031 nt
Organism: Diospyros lotus (date-plum)
Lineage: Eukaryota; Viridiplantae; Streptophyta; Magnoliopsida; Ericales; Ebenaceae
Product: LOB domain-containing protein 12-like
Exons: 2
Coding region: 99-623 (174 amino acids)
Source: RefSeq, a predicted model, not a curated record
CUCCAAAAAGCUCUUUCUGUUGUCUAGCGCUCCAGCCACCCUCCUCUCUCUCUCUCUCUCUCUUCCUCACACUACCAACAAAAUUUUCCCGGAAAAAUAUGGGUGGAAAAUCGCCCUGUGCUUGCUGCAAAUCACUGCGACGCCGAUGCUCCAAGGACUGCAUAUUUGCUCCUUACUUCCCUUCGGAUGAUACCCACAAGUUUGCCACUGUUCACAAGGUCUUUGGUGCUAGCAAUGUUGGCAAAAUCUUGCAGGAAGUUCCAGUUCAUCAGAGAGCUGAUGCAGCGAGUAGUUUAGUGUAUGAAGCAAAGGCAAGAGUGAGAGAUCCGGUAUAUGGCUGCGUGGCAGCCAUAUCGUACCUGCAAAACCAGGUUUCUCAGCUGAAAAUGCAGCUUGCUGUGGCUCAAGCAGAGAUGCUUUGCAUCCAGAUGCAAGCAGAGCCAGCUGGGCCCGAUCUACAGGUCGAAUUCCCAGACGACAAAUCCUUUUUUCUCCAAGAAAACCUCCCUCGGCACCUCAACCUUGCCUCUUCUAGCACUGUGAUUCAUGAGGACUCCCUCAAAAGAGACUCCCUCUUCGGACAUGAUGCGGUUUCUUCUCCAAUGAAAUGCAAGAAAAACUAAUGCUUUCAUCUCCCAGACUCUUCUAUUCCUUGGUAUUGCUCAUCUUCAGAGAGAGAGAGAGAGAGGGAGAUGUUAUCUUCAGACAAGUUAAAUGUUUGAUGUGUGUGUUUGAGAACAAUGGCAUUUGACGAGAGUCAACUCUAGUAUGUGGCUCAUGGAGUAGAAUGGUGACUAGUUCUCUUAAGUUGAACAACUAAAGCUUUCUCUUGGUAGUAUGAGAAACAACUCCGAAAGCUUACCUAGUUUCUUCAAACAUCAUUGUAUAACAAGUGACGUCCCAUUCAUUCUAGUGAAACAAAUGUUUUUGGCCGCUAAUUUGUACUAUUUGGUCUGCGGUUAAUGAUAUCCGAACCAAAAUGUAUAUGGAAAUUUAAUAUAGAAAACAUGCAGCAAAGUGGCUUAUAUAAU